AUGGCCACCUCAAGCCAUCUCCUUCUCCUCUUCCUCAUCACCACCACCACCGUGACAUUACUCACCUCCGCCGCUUCUCCUCCGUAUCUCACCUCUCAAGAUCACCAACACGCAGACAGAAUCAUCGAAGCAAUGAUCGGAGCCGGAGAUUUCCGUGGCUGGGCUGCAGAUUUCCUCUCCGCCGUCGACGACCAGUUCGGUAUCCCUCUCUCCGCCACCAUUUUCAUCCCGAGCGAUUUCGACUCCGCCGACGUCUCCUCCUCCUCCUCCUCCUCUGCUUCCACCGGUGACAAUUAUAACCCCCGUCGUCUCUCCGUCGCUUAUCACAUCGUGCCUCAACGUCUCUCCUUCACCGAUCUCCGAAUCUUGAAACCACUCUCUCGUCUCCCGACUCUUCUCCCCGGAAACUCAAUCCUCGUCACUAACAACUCUGUUUCCGGUUAUACACUCGACGGCGUUCUUGUCUCUGAACCGGAUCUUUUCAUCACUUCUUCUAUUGCUAUUCACGGUGUUGCCUCCACGCUUGAUUUCUCACGUUACGGCGAAGGUGAUACGCCUUUUGCUGAUAGUCUCCGCCCUUGGCCUCCUCUUCGCCGCCGUCCCCGUGGACAUAACGGCAAUAUUGAGAACGGUACUGAUACUAAUCAGACCUCUGCUUCUUUGUUCACUGCACGUUACUCGACUGGCUCGUUCUUGCUUCCAUUGGUGGCUCUGGCUUUGUUCUGA
Messenger RNA from Capsella rubella, 726 nucleotides. RefSeq names its product FAS1 domain-containing protein SELMODRAFT_448915. The transcript has a single exon. The record is from RefSeq and is a predicted model, not a curated record. Lineage: Eukaryota; Viridiplantae; Streptophyta; Magnoliopsida; Brassicales; Brassicaceae. The coding region runs from base 1 to 726 and encodes 241 amino acids.